UUCAACAUGGCUCCUUCCUGAUUUGCGGGCAGCAUUAAGGUUGAAUAGAACGUCCAUUUUACCGGCGUGCGAAGUUUUAACGAAACGACAGUCGUAAUGAAAUUUUAUCGCGAACCUGUUGUGUGCGUGUCACUUGUGUGUAUUUGGCUUAGUUUAGGAUGGCAAUGCGAAUGUCUCGAACCCGUCACAGUGUCCACGGCGAUUGCAGCAGGCGCUGCUUUGGGCGUUUCAGUGAUGUACGCCGGGUGGAACGCUCUUAAAUGCAAAAGUUCUGAAUGCUGCGCGGCUCCUUGGGUGACUGACAACGUCAAGGGUUUAGACAACAUGCUCAAGUUUCGGUUGCAUGGACAACCACUAGUGCAUCGUGCCAUCGUGCGGGCUCUGAAGGACCACUUCCAAAACCCAGCACCAAAGAAAGCUCUGGUGCUGUCGUUUCAUGGCUGGACAGGUGGUGGUAAAAAUUAUGCCAGCUCCAUGAUUGCAGAAGCACUUUACAAAGAGGGCAUGAACAGCAAAUAUGUCAGCCUUUAUGUCUCCACAAAGCACUUUCCUCAUCAGGAUGAGGUACCCAAAUACAGAAAAACAUUGCAGAAGGAGAUUGAGGCAAAGGUGAAGGAGUGUGGACGGUCAUUGUUUAUCUUUGAUGAGAUUGACAAAAUGCCGAAUGGCCUUAUUGACAUCAUUAAGCCCUACCUCGAUUUUCAUGAGAAGCUAGACGAAGUUGACUACAGAAAAUCCAUCUUCAUUUUUCUCAGUAACACUGCUGGAGAUGUGAUCGCCCGUGCCACACUGGAUGCCUGGAAGGAUGGCAUAGAUCGUAGCAAGGUCAGGCUGAAUGACAUGGAAAAAGUAAUUGAGUUAGGGAGCUUCAAUGAAAAAGGAGGCCUCUAUCGUGCUGACAUUGUGCAGAAGAACUUGAUUGAUGUGUUCGUGCCAUUCCUGCCACUUGAAAGGAAACAAAUCAUGGCCUGCAUCCGAGAUGAGUUCAAACGCCGCAGCCGCACAGCUAAUGACAAACUUGUAGAAGACAUUGCCAAUGAACUGGACUAUAUACCAGCAGAAUAUUCACUAUACUCUUCGACAGGGUGCAAGAAAAUUCACCAAAAGGUGGCUCAGCACUUGGGCUUCUCAGAAAAGAUAUGAGUAGGGACUUCUAUUUUUUUUUUUUUUUUACCUUUUACCCAGUACUCAGGAAUUGCACUUGCUUUCUGUGGGCAAUACAAAACCAGGCUUUCUUUUCUCUGUUUGUUUCUGUCAGCACCAGCAAUGGUUUUGCUCUUUGAGUCAGUGAUACUGCGUGCAUCUGUUGACACUAUUGCUGGCUUCGAUUCAUUUUGUGGUGUCUCCACCAGAACAAUGCCUACGUUUGAGGACCAGUUAUAUGGAUAACAGAGAUAUAAUGUGUGUGGUGUGUGCGAGUGAGAUCUUACUGGUAGUUUCACGAACUUCAACCACCACAUAGAAAUCAGCCUGUUCACCUUUAGCCUUUAGUACACAUGCUCCAUUUUACACAAACGCUAGCUGGAGCCACAGCUUAUGAAUGAGGUUUUCUAUUCUUGCUAAUCAGAAGCAGUCUUGCGUUUGGGCCAGUAUUUGGCUUCAUCACAGCAUAGAUUUGGUGCAAGUGCAAUUUCUGGAUACUGGUGUCACUCGUCUGAAAGACCGUUCUGAGAGAGAUGCGUUGGUUCAAGCCUGGUGCUUGUGAUUGCCCAUCUAGGCAUGCUGCUCUCAACAAUUUCAAUUUCAUAUGUUCAGUAAAAAAGAAAAUCCAUACCCUGCGAGAUAGGCAGUUACUCUGAAUUCUUUUUUUUUGUGCAUCAUCAUGUGUGCUGUUGCUAUUUAACAUCCAAGUAUCUUGGCACAUUAUGAACAUUAACGGACAUGCAGGAUGAAUUGCAGGGUUAUGAAUCUGAAGCACAAUUGCGAAUAUAAAGGAGUAGUACGCUAGCAUAAAGUAGACAAGGUAAAUAGAUCCACUACUUUCAUGUGACUGUGUUUGCUAUUGUUCCCCAAGUUGCGCAUCCAGUUGUGGACAAGAAAAAGAAAUUAAAAUGUGUUAAUGCCAUUGGGCUUUUUUUACAUUGAUGAUGAUGUAUGGCUUCUGAAGCUGUGUUUUACAGCAGCUUUUUUUUUAUUCUCCACUAGUUGUGCAAAACGCGCUCUCAAUGUAAACUUUAUGAUCUUGUCCUCAACCACCAAAAUAUAAUCGCGUUGCCACUUUUAAAAUAUGGGCCUAUAAAGCUUUUGGAGGACUUGUUUUACAUAAUCCAGAAGUUGACAUAAGCUUGAUACUAUGACAUGUGUUGAAGCAUGUCUUAAUUUAUGAUCAUGAUUAUUUUUUUUUAUUUACCGUAGAGGCACUCCAAUAUCUUAGUACUAAAGCACGCAAAAUAAGUAAAGGCCCAGAUAUUAAGAAAAACACAUGGCCUUAUUCCACGGCAGACACCUACAAUACAACCUUCAAAAUGCAUAGUAUAUUUCAAGGCCAUGGAAAACAUGUUAAAUUAAAAUGGUCAUUGACAAAACGAAAUAAGCACUCAAAUGCAUACACUCCCAAUUUUUGUUUUGCUGACAAUCCCAGUUUUACAUUGCAUUUUUCUGUCUUUUUGUGGAGGUAACCCAAUGGAUGCUUAAAAUGUGAUAGCAGUCACACAUGAUGUUGGCAGCUAGUGAUGUGGCGCAGAAGAAUGAGUGCAACAAUGGUCAUUGUUGAUGUUAAAAGCUGACAAUGAAUAGUUACUGUCAAUAUUUCUAUUUCAUGUAUGAAUUCAACCUUCCAUUACUGUAGGAGAAGACAUUAACAUGUACAACACUCUUGGUGCCCUGAAAGCUGCCUGAACCCUGAGCACUUGCCAAACUUUUUUGUGUCAGUUGAAACAUGGUGUGAGCAAGUUGAACGUUUGGUUCAGUCAUUCUCGCCCUGGAAGUUUAUUAGUGGAAGGAUAUGCUAAAGCUGAUGAACAUUUACAUAGUACUGAAUCUGCAGCACAAAUUGGAGCCCAUGUAACAAUUAACUUAUCGUAUUGUGUUGGCAGUGAUGCAGUCAUGCCGUGCUUUUGUAGUUCAUGUGGUUUUUUUUGUGCAUGUUUAUUUCAGGCUUUGAGGUUUAUGUCUAAGAUUUUUACUAAUGUGGUAUCUACUGGCCCGUUUAUUACUCAUAAAGCUUUGUAAAUCAUUAGCAGUUUAAAAACAUGUUGAGAUUAACCAUCAUAUCAGUGGCAUUUCACUCCAUGCAUGCAACAGAGUGCUGCUGCUUGCAUAACAUUUUGUUGUUUCGGAGGGCCUUCUGUAAAUGCAGGCUGUGCACCAAACAGACAAAGACAAGCUCAGUGAAACUAGUUUAUACUGUCAGCUACCAAAUUUAGCAGGCAAUGUUUGCUUCAUCCUUCCAUUUUCUGACUUUGCUAGUAGAUUUAACUUAAAAAAAAAGGGGUACAUUUUACUUUAAAUGUUCUGUCUCUAGUCAUGUGAGACCCUCUGCCUUAACAAGUGUGUGCUGAAUUUGGAAAAUGUCUACUAUUGUGUAUGGGCUGCAAGAUGAGUAGUCAUGCCUUACAUCUCGACAUUUAGCCAGGUGAUUUUUUUUAACUAGUGAGAACUGAUUCCUAAAUGCUGUUUCUCCUUCAGGAGCAUGUUACUGUGCAUAGAGUCAGUGUUUCUCUGAUUUUAGGAAUGUUUUUUAAGGUGUUGCAUGCCUGUCUUGUUGCAAAUGCCUCGUUAUACAAGUGAUACAACCCAGCUAUCAAGGUAAGCAUUAUUUGUGAAGUGAUAUUUUGAAGUGUACAGUAUGCUUUUGUAACAUGCAGGAUAGUGUGUUCUACUAAAUUUAUAAUUGUAUCAUUGGUGCGUAAUAAAUUUUUGUAAAUUAGAUCUCAAUUGAAAUAAA
This is a messenger RNA of Rhipicephalus sanguineus (brown dog tick), 3886 nucleotides long. RefSeq names its product torsin-1A. The record is from RefSeq and is a predicted model, not a curated record. The transcript is spliced from 5 exons. Gene Ontology annotation, biological process: cellular response to misfolded protein. Bases 97 to 1143 code for a protein of 348 amino acids. Gene Ontology annotation, molecular function: ATP binding; ATP hydrolysis activity. Lineage: Eukaryota; Metazoa; Arthropoda; Arachnida; Ixodida; Ixodidae.